Messenger RNA from Ceratosolen solmsi marchali, 7489 nucleotides. RefSeq names its product SET domain binding factor (gene Sbf). The coding region runs from base 603 to 6740 and encodes 2045 amino acids. Gene Ontology annotation, molecular function: guanyl-nucleotide exchange factor activity. Lineage: Eukaryota; Metazoa; Arthropoda; Insecta; Hymenoptera; Agaonidae. The record is from RefSeq and is a predicted model, not a curated record. The transcript has 26 exons. Gene Ontology annotation, cellular component: membrane; cytoplasm.
CCAUCUCCAUCUCCAUCUCCCCUCCCCCCAUCACGUCCUACUCCUCCUUCUCAAGUCGUCGCUCGGCGCUCAAGUCCCCCCAAGCACCGAUACUUCUGCUCCCUCGGACCCGAGCCCACCAGCCUCUCCCGCUCUCCAUCCCUAAAGGUUAUGGAUCGAGACAUUGGGGUGUGGCUACGGGGACCGAUUUUUUUUAUAAAAUCGACGGGAUUGUGAACGUAUACCGAGCGUGAGGGAUUCCCUCGACGAGGCUUUGCUACGCCGCACCGACGAUCUCCCUCAUUAAAGCGAGGAGUCCUUAGUUGCAGCUUGUCGGUUGGUUAAGCGAUACUCUUGGCCCCAACGUCGUCGCGAUCCUGGUCUCGGACCGCGCGCGUCUCGUGGCUGUCCAGCAUCGCGGAUAUUGGGCAGGAGGUGGAUGUCAAGGCUCGAAAAUGCCCUGGGGCAGCAUACGACCUCUGGGAGACGUAUCAUGGCCUGCGUUAUCGUUAGGGUCCAUUGACAUCUGUUGAUCCAUCGGCUGAUCAACAGCGAAGGGAGAAAAGAGGCUUGCCACUUGUGUCGCAGGCCCAUGAUAAUACAGGCUCCUUACCCUAUGUGGGAUGUUGAGCGCAACCACUCCCACUCAGCCCCACGAGUACACAGAGAUGUCUCGGUUAGCGGAUUACUUUGUAAUCGUGGGCUACCAUCAUGAGAAGGAAAGAAGUGGUACUAGUAGUGGAAUAAUAUUGCAAAGAUUUCCGGAGACGGAUUGGCCAGACACCCCGUUUAUCGAAGGCAUAGAAUGGUUUUGCCAACCGCAAGGAUGGGCCCUCUCCACCGAAAGACAAGAGCCUCGAUUUUUUGUAUCAAUAUUAACAGACAUAGACGCAAAUCGUCAUUACUGUGCAUGCAUGUGCUUCAAUGAAACCGUGUCAAUAACACCAAGUAAACCCGUAGAUGAGGAGGAAGAUCCCGUAGAUGGGGACAGUCGCAAUUUAGUUGUCAAAACGCUACCAGCUAUUGCGCAUCACAGCAUUAUGUAUGCCCCAAAAUGUUUAGUUUUGGUAUCCAGACUCGAUUAUAUCGAAACGUUUCGUAACUGUCUGGGUAUUAUCUAUACCGUUUAUGUCGAAAAUCUUGGAAUACCUUUGGAAACGCUCGUCGGUAAUAUUUUGGGAUGCAUACAAGUACCACCGGCUGGUGGACCUCAAGUACGCUUCAGCAUUGGUGCAGGCGACCGUCAAGCACUACAGCCACCAAUCAGUCCUUCUCUUCCUAUUACUCACACAAGCGUUAAUUUAUUAUUUCAACAGUUGGGUAUUCGUAAUGUUUUGGUAUUAUUCUGCGCCGUCAUGACGGAGCAUAAGAUUUUAUUCCAUUCGGCAAGUUAUUCAAGAUUGACAGAAGGAUGUAGAGCGCUCACCGCACUGAUGUAUCCAUUUCGUUAUACUCAUGUAUACAUUCCACUUUUGCCAGCUGCUCUAGUCGAAGUGUUGAGUACGCCUACUCCCUUUAUCAUGGGUGUGCACAGCUCUCUAAAAUAUGAAGUAGCCGAACUGAUGGAUGUGAUUGUGGCAGACUUGGACGGUGGCUCGAUCAUGGUACCCGAUGGAGUUUCGCUCUCCUUACUACCGGAGCCCCUUUUAUCACAAACUCAGGACGCCCUGUCGUUGGUCUUGCAACCGGAGCUCGCUUGCGCCGAUUACGCCUUUCCACCACUCGCCACUAGAGCUCCUCACCCCCCCAUGCUGGAUAAGGAACUUCGCGCGGUCUUUAUGAGAGCUUUUGCACAAUUGCUACAAGGCUAUCGUAGCUGCUUGACUCUCAUACGCAUUCAUCCAAAGCCAGUCAUAACAUUUCACAAAGCUGCUUUCCUCGGCGAACGCAAUUUAACGGAUUGCGACUUUACGACGCGGGUGCUGGACUGCAUGUUCUUUACUUCGUUUAUCGCCGAAAGAGGCCCACCCUGGCGGGCCUGCGACGUAUGGGAUGAAUUGUACAGUAACUUGAGCGACCAAUUAAAACAAGAGGUCCAAGAUCAUAGACUGGUACUUACGCACAUUCAGGAAUUGGCUCAACAAUUGUAUACCAACGAAAAUCCAAAUCCUCAGCCGUAUGUACAAAAGAUUUUGAAACCGCCGGAAGGAGCUUUCGCAAGAAUUCAUCAGCCGCCACUGCCGCGCGUUAAUCCUGAAACGGUGCAGGCAAUAAUUGACGAAGGUCUAGCCAAAAGUAAUCUGAAAGUCAGACUCUCGUCACUGAGGCCCAUCCAGCCGCGUAUCGUGCCGACGGGUCCCCACAUAUCCAUCGUCCACGACACCCGUCACCUCGUCAGCAACUCGGCCCGCCGACUCGAGGUGUUGCGCAGCUGCAUCAACUGCAUCUUCGAGAACAAGAUAUCGGACGCGCGCAAGACUUUCCCCGCGGUGCUGCGCGCCCUCAAGAGCAAGGCGGCGCGCCUCGCCCUCUGCAUGGAGCUAUCUCAGCACGUUGUCGGCAACAAGGCCAUGCUCGAGCACCAACAGUUCGACCUCGUCGUCAGGCUCAUGAACUGCGCUCUCCAGGACGACUCGUCGAUGGACGAGCACGGAGUCGCCGCGGCGCUCCUACCACUCGCCACGGCCUUCUGCAGGAAACUCUGCACCGGCGUGAUCCAAUUCGCGUACACCUGCAUACAGGAGCACGCGGUCUGGCAAAAUCAGCAAUUUUGGGAGGACGCCUUUUACUUAGACGUGCAGAAGGACAUCAAACGGCUACACCUGCCCGGCGAGAACAGCCUAUCGCGGCUAAACGACGGCGUGCUGAGCCCAACGAGCCCGAGGGACGGCAAGGACUUGCUGUUCAGGGACCGUACGCUAAUUUACCGGGGCCAGGAGGCCUCGGCUCUCGAGAUCGCCGCCGAGCAGAUGAGAAUAUCGUCGUCCGUCAGUCCGGAGAAGCAGCGCGAACUGAUUGCCAGCGAGGAGAGCACAUUAUACAGCCAGGCCAUUCAUUAUGCCAAUAGGAUGGUGAAUCUGCUGGUGCCAUUGGAUAUCGGAGCCAAGACUCAUCGGCAAGAUCACAUUUUCGACGACGAGCGCGCGAGCAAUAGCGUAACCAACAGCGUUGCCAGUGAUAGUGGCGAUGCGGAGUCUGGCUUCGAGGAGACCGACCCCGGAGAAUUGGGUAGUGCGGUUAUUCGGAUGGUAUCGCGAUUCGUCGAUCGCGUCUGUACCGAAGGUGGCGUGAGCGCGGAACACGUCAGAUGCCUUCAUCAAAUGGUACCUGGCCUCGUUCACAUGCAUAUCGAAACCUUGGAGGCCGUGCACAGGGAGAGUAAACGAUUGCCACCGAUACAAAAACCGAAAAUAUUGACGCCGAAUAUGCUACCCGGAGAGGAGGUGAUAAUGGAGGGUUUGCGAGUUUAUCUUUUGCCUGACGGACGAGAGGAGGGCUCGGCAGGUCUUCCAAAAACGCCACCAUUUUUACCGGCUGAGGGGGCGAUCUUCCUUACAAAUUAUAGAAUUGUUUUCAAAGGAAUUCCGUGCGAUCCUUUUGCUUGCGAGCAGAUGGUAGUGCGAGCCUUUCCAGUUACGUCAUUAACUAAGGAGAAACGAGUUGCCGUGCAGCACUUGGCUCACAUCGAUCAAUGCCAACAAGAAGGACUUCAGCUGAGAUCGUGCACCUUCCAAUUAAUGAAAUUUGCAUUCGACGAGGAAGUGACGCCGGAGAACGUGGAAACUCUGCGGAAAUUAGUUCAUAAGGCUCGGAAUCCCCCACACAUCUUUCAUCAUUUCGCUUUUAGUGGACAAGUGUUGGUAGCCCCAACCACCCACAAUAAAGGAAAGGAAAAGCACGCUACCCUUAAAGGUUUUGCUAAAAAAACUCUUUUAAAAACGGCUAGGAAAGCUGGAUUUAAACCCAAACAAUCCUCAAAACGACAAAAGUAUGUUUUGCCAAAUAUGAAUCUCACUAGUAAUAAUAAAUACAUGACAUCUCCUGGUCGAAUGAGUUUACCGAUAACGGAAAAUAAUGAUCUAAGCCAUGACGAUGAUUUAAGUGUAGACGAAUUCGAAAUACCAGGAAUCGUUGUUCCUCCCGUAACAGAUGCCAAAACACUAGAACGACUGUCGGAGAGAAGUUAUGUAAGAGACUGGUAUCGCCUUGGCUUGUGCUCAAGUGGUCCGCACAAUAAUCGGCGGAACGAGCCAUUUCGAUUGACCUCAGUUAAUUGUGCCUAUAUGAUAUGCAGAAGCUAUCCCGCUUUAUUUAUAGUUCCUACCUCUGUAACGGACGAGAGCAUCCGUAGAUUUUGUAGAUUGUACAGACAUAAUCGAAUUCCAAUAGUGACGUGGCGCCACCCACGAACGAAGGCUUUAUUGAUUAGAGGCGCCGGUUAUCAUGGUAAAGGUGUUAUGGGAAUGCUUAAAGCUCAUCCGACCUCUGCCGGCAAUCUCAAAGCGAGCUCGUCGGAGAGUACGUCGUCUUUCGAACAGGAAAAGUACAUAGCAGCUCUUGUCGCCUCAACACCAGUAUCGAUACUACGACAGGGUUCGGCCUGGGGUAUGUCCGAUAGCUCCUUAAGUAUCGAUUCGCUGCUACUAGCAGCCGAGGACCGAAACGCAACUCCCGAACAAUCACGAAGAAAUCCAUUUAAUAAAGCCAUGGGUACUUUAAGCUCUUCGGGUGGCAAGGGUCCGAAAAAUUUCGGUAGAUGGGGCUCUCUGAAGGACAAGAGACAAAGCUCCCAGGCAUCAUUGACAUCGGCAAACCAAAGAGGAACGGUGAGGCAUUCGGCAGAUUCCGAUAGCGGCACCGAGUGCGUUCAUACAUUUCAAAGAGCUGCCCUUUAUAUCCUUGGAGAAAAGGCACAUAUGAAGGGAGUGAAAGCUGAAUCAGCGCCGAAAACCGACUUCAUACCCGUGGAAUUUUAUGACGUAAGGCAUACGAAGGCUGCCUUUAAAAAACUCGUUAGGGCCUGCGUUCCCAGUUCACCCAAUGUGGAGCCUGACGCCAGCUUUUACAAGCUAAUAGAGAGCUCGGAAUGGCUUCAGCAACUUCAAAGUCUGAUGCAGCUUGCCGGAGCCGUAAUAGACCUAAUGGAUUUGCAAGGGUCGUCGGUUUGCGUGUCCUUGGAAGACGGAUGGGAUACAACAGCGACCGUCUGCUCGAUCGCCCAAGUUUGCUUGGAUCCGCAUUAUCGAACGAUCGAGGGCUUCCGGACUCUCAUUGAGAAAGAGUGGCUGGGCUUCGGGCAUCGUUUCGGUCACCGCAGCAACCUCGCCGUUAACUCGCAAACGACAAAUUUCACCCCCACGUUUCUACAGUUUCUCGAUAUCGUUCAUCAGAUCCAGAGGCAAUUUCCCCUGGCCUUUGAAUUCAACGACUACUAUCUCAAGUUUCUAGCAUAUCAUUCGGUGUCCUGUCGAUUCAGGACUUUCUUGCUCGACUGUGAAUUCGAUAGAGUCGAGUGUGGAAUAACGGCUGUGGAGGAUAAACGAGGAUCCCUCACCAGUCAUCAUAAAGGUGUGGAUACCGGUAGCGAUGACGAGACGGUGUAUCCCGGUGGCAGAUUGGCCGGCACCAAUACUGGCACGAACUUAGGCCAGAGCAUAUUCGACUACAUCGAAAAGCAGCACGCGAGAUGCCCGCUCUUCUACAACUUCAUGUACACUCCAAACACGGAACACCCAAUUCUCCGGCCCGUAUCGCAUUUGCCGAGCUUGGACAUAUGGCAGUAUUAUUUAGAGGAAGAACUGGCUCACGGGCCCGCUUACGACCUUGAGAUACUCCAGCAAGACUCGCAGCAGGAGGAGGAAGCCGAGGCUGCAGACGGCACUGUUAAGAGUAAUCGAAAAGUCGUGACGCAAGGGUACAACGGUGUCAGCACAAUGGUUCCCGACCAAUUUACUCAUCUUCUCGAAGAGAUUCACAAGCUCGAAACGGAGCUUGGUCAUCUGCCCCAGAAGUGGAAAGUCUUGUGGGACAAGCUCGAAUUGCCCAACACCGACUCGCUAACUAGACACGCGUCGUUCAGCACGGCGCUUGUACGACACCACGGCAGAUUGAUUCACAAACGCUCGACGUUGGAGUUACUAUUGAGGGGAAAGCUUGCCGGUGGAAGCACAGCUGGAAACGAAAACUCCGUCUAUGUCCAUCCCCACAGAUUCGAAAGACUCGACACGGCUACACCGACACACUGUGACGCGUGCUCCGGUGUUCUAUGGGGUCCCGUUAAGGCUGGAUUACGAUGCGUCGAUUGCGGGCACGUUUGUCACGAUAAGUGUGCCGAUUCCGUGUCGAAAAAUUGCACGAAAUACAAAGCGGUAGGCUCGGACAAUAUACAAAAUCACACUCUAACCAGGAGUGGUGGAGAUAAUGGAAGCGUUAAUUCAAGUGUUACGACAUUGCAAACCUCGUCGCAGCAAUAUUACGAACAAUUUUCUAGUAAUGUGGCGGAAAAUAGAACGCACGAGGGUUACUUGUAUAAACGCGGAGCGCUACUUAAGGGAUGGAAGCAAAGAUGGUUUGUUUUAGAUUCGAUAAAACAUCAAUUGAGAUAUUACGAUGCAAUGGAGGACUCAAACUGCAAAGGUUACAUAGAUCUUGCCGAGGUUGUAUCGGUAACUCCUGCAGCCCCUGUACAAGCACCUGGGAAGAAAACAGAUGACAAAUCGUUCUUCGACCUUCGCACAAACCGCCGGACGUACAAUUUUUGUGCAGGUGAUGCCGCGACAGCACAAGAAUGGAUCGAGAAGGUCCAUGCGUGUUUGCAGUAGUGCCUCGAUAUCAAUUUGUUUUUAUACGAAAUUAAACAAGUGACUGAUAGGAUAAUUAUUCCAUUAUGUGAAAGACUUUUGUAUAGUGUACUCGUGAAUGUCAUGAAUAGCAAAUUUACGUUCAAGUUAUAAUUUUUAUUAAUUACAAUUUAUUAAAAAUUAUGUGAUUAUGAUAUUCCUAAUAAUGCCUAUUAAAGUGUUUACGGAAUAGCAUUGAAGUACGUUCUAUCUACAUAAAACAAAAGUUAAAAAAAAACUUGUUCUAAUUUUUAUAUAGCUUGUUCGAUUAUGCCUUUUUAAUGAGCGAUUACAUAAUUUAUGGAGCGUUACAAUUUUCUUAAAAGAAUCUGUUUUCUACUUUCCGUUAAAGUGCGUAUUAGUAAUGAUUAAUAAUAAUCAAGCAAAUUGUAGGUACGUAAGCUUUUAUGUCCCUUGAUAUGUUGCGAGGAUUGUUAUCGCUAGAUUUACAUGGGGCGAUUUUUCUUAAAUUAUAUAAGAUGAGCCAAACAAGAGAGGAAGAUACAGCGCGUCUGUUCCUUCGACUCUAUCAUAUCAAUAAUUAAAUUUUAAAAACUUGUGUAGCUGUUAACGACAGAAGAGAAUUUGUAACUAUGAAAGUGGUAUCGUUGUAACGGAGGUGGAUUAUAAAAGAAAAGUUGAUCUGUCGCUGAUCAUUAUGAUUCUCGUUUGAAAAUUGUACAAAUGUCCUUGUAUAAAUGGCAAUAUAAUAGACAUAUAGUGGAUGCGAA